AUGUCUGUGAAUGAAAACUCUUCAGUUGAUUCAGACUCAAGUUCUGAUGUUUUCCAUUCCAAUGAACUUGAUGAAUGGGAAGAACGAGUUUAUCAACAAAAUCGUCAAUUUGAUAGCAUCAUCCAAAAUAUGAUCAUAAACAAUCAUAAUCUGAUUGUAGGAAAUCAAAUUCCAACAGCCAACAGGAGAUAUUGUGAUAGGGAACGCGAGUUUGGUGCAGAGCGUUUGAUCAACGACUACUUCAGUGAUAGCCCAACGUAUACUCCAGAAAUCUUCCGGUGGAGUUUUCGCAUGCAGAAAUCGCUAUUCAUUCAAAUAGUGGAAGCUGUUACUGCUAAUGAUGAGUUUUUUCAACAGAGACGAGAUGCCACCGGCAGAGUAGGUCUUUCAUCAUUGCAGAAAUGUACUGGAGCCAUGAGGGUAUUGGCUUAUGGGACAUCUUCCGAUGUUGUCGAUGAGUAUCUACGAAUAAGUUCAUCUUCCACAAGAGAUGAUUUAGUCCAUUUUGUGAAAGGUGUUAUUUCUUGCUUCGGUGGUACGUAUCUCAGAAGGCAUAAUGAACAAGAUUUGGCAAGGCAGCUCUAUGUUGGAGAACAACAUGGUUUCCCAGGCAUGAUUGGCAGUAUUGAUUGCAUGCAUUGGGAGUGA
Molecule: messenger RNA, 648 nt
Organism: Salvia miltiorrhiza (redroot sage)
Lineage: Eukaryota; Viridiplantae; Streptophyta; Magnoliopsida; Lamiales; Lamiaceae
Exons: 1
Coding region: 1-648 (215 amino acids)
Source: RefSeq, a predicted model, not a curated record